Culex quinquefasciatus (southern house mosquito) is the source of this 1047-nucleotide messenger RNA. RefSeq lists its product as uncharacterized. Lineage: Eukaryota; Metazoa; Arthropoda; Insecta; Diptera; Culicidae. The transcript has 2 exons. Bases 1 to 1047 code for a protein of 348 amino acids. The record is from RefSeq and is a predicted model, not a curated record.
AUGUGCAACGACAGGGAAGGUAACCUGUUGACAGAUAAGACAGCGGUAGCGGCCAGGUGGAAGGAGCACUUUCAACAGCUGCUGAACGGUGAGAUGCGAGAGGGAGUCGUUGAGGACAGGAUGAACGUUGAGGAUGAUGGAAUAGCUGUGGACCCGCCUACGUUGGAGGACGUGGAAAAAGCCGUAAAGGAGCUUAAGAACGCGAAAUCCGCGGGAAAGGACGGACUUCCGGCCGAACUUUUCAAGCACGGGAGCGCGCGGAUGAUCGAGAUUCUGCGCCAAAUCGUCCAGCGAAUUUGGUGCGAAGAACAGCUUCCGACCAACUGGUUAGACGGGCUCAUCACCCCAAUCUACAAGAAAGGGCAAAGACUCGAUUGUGCCAACUAUCGAGGCAUCACAAUCCUCAACUCAGCGUACAAAGUACUAUCCCGAAUCCUGUGGAGCAAGCUGAGACCGUUGACCGAGACCUUUGUCGGCGAAUACCAGUGCGGUUUUCGAGCGGGUCGGUCAACAACGGACCAGAUGUUCACUCUGCGACAAAUCCUUGACAAGUUCCGGAAGUACAACCUGCAAACACACCAUUUGUUCAUCGACUUCAAAGCGGCGUACGAUUCACUAAUAAGACUGAUUCGUGCAACGCUCGACGGAGCAAAAUCAAGCGUGCGAAUAGCUAACGAGACAUCUGAAGCUUUCGUUACGUUGGAUGGAUUGAAGCAGGGCGAUGCUCUCUCGAACUUACUGUUCAUCAUAGCGUUGGAAGGUGCUGCUCGAAGGGUAGGCGUGCAUAGAAACGGAACACUCAUCACUAGAUCGCACAUGCUGCUUGGAUACGCUGACGACAUCGACAUCAUUGGUAUCGACCGUCGUUCAGUGGAGGAGGCGUUCGUCCCUUUCAAGCGGGAAGCUGCGAAGAUCGGACUGACCAUCAACACUGCCAAGACCAAGUAUCUGGUUGCUGGCAGAGCGCGUGGCAGUGCAGGUGAUGGUGUUUUGGAGGUGGAAAUAGAUGGAGAAAGAUAUGAGGUGGUGGAUGAGUUUGUAUAUUAG